AGAGGUUGUUCUCCUUUGGCGGCAGCUGUACGUUCGGCAUCGCGGCUGGCGAGAAGGCUGGGUGCCCGCGCGCUCCGUUUCGCGGGAUGGGCACCGGGACAAGCCGCGGCUAAGAGUCGAGCUGCGGGUGACGGCUUAUUGUUAGGCACACGCAAGGACUACUCUUCUGGAGAAGAGUCGAGACGGAGGAGGAGGCGGGAUCAAGCGCUAAGCCGGAAGGGGUGAACCCGGCAGUGAAGGUGAUCCGGUGCCUGUCGGGCUGAAACGUAGUGGACUACAGAAGGUUCUGACCUCCGAAACUUGGAAAACACGAAGAAGUAGAAAAAAAAAAGGAAGCAAAAGGAAUCGAUAAUCCCACAACUAGAGAUCAUCUUAUUAACAUUUUGGAUCUCAGCUAAAAGGGAAGCACCUUCGAAGAGUGAUUGCAUAGUUGGGAAUGAAAAGCACUGAAGUCUGAACAGAUGCUGAAAUGAAUCGUCACCUGUUUGUUUGGCUUUUUAGACAUCCGUGUCUUAAUGGUCACCACCAGUGCCAUGUCCAUCUCCAUUCUCAUCAACUUACACAGAUACCUCUUGACACAAGGCUGUGGGUUUUUAGACGAAACAAGCAUCACAUUCUCCAUUGUCUGUUAAGGGAGAAUUGGUCCAGGAGAGAUUGCCAUCAAGAUACCAGGAUGAUCUGGAAGCAUAAAGCACUACAGAAAUAUAUGGAGGACCUGAAUAAGGAGUACCAAACCCUUGAUCAUUGUUUGCAGCAUAUCUCUGUGAGUGAAGGGGACCGGAGGUCCUUGAAUCAACGGCAUGCUGAGCUGGCGCCGCUUGCAGUCAUUUACAAAGAAAUUCAGGAGGCUGAACAAGCCAUUGAAGAAUUAGAAUCCAUGUGUAAAAGUCUAAAUAAACAAGAUGAAAAGCAGUUACAAGAACUUGCUUUGGAAGAGAGGCAAACCAUUCUUCAGAAAAUCAACAUGUUAUACAGUGAGCUUCUCCAGAGUCUAGUGCCAAAGGAGAAAUAUGACAAAAAUGAUGUUAUUUUAGAGGUGACAUCUGGAAGAACUACUGGAGGUGAUAUCUGCCAACAAUUUACCCGGGAAAUAUUUGAUAUGUACCAGAAUUAUUCAAGCUACAAACACUGGAAAUUUGAACUUCUGAAUUAUACACCAGCUGAUUAUGGUGGACUACAUCAUGCAGCCGCCCGAAUUUCCGGUGACAGUGUCUAUAAGCAUUUGAAGUAUGAAGGUGGGAUUCACCGAGUUCAGCGAAUCCCUGAGGUGGGCCUGUCGUCAAGGAUGCAGCGUAUUCACACGGGAACGAUGUCGGUUAUCGUCCUCCCUCAACCAGAUGAGGUAGAUGUGAAAGUGGACCCCAAGGAUUUACGAAUAGAUACAUUUCGAGCCAAAGGAGCAGGAGGGCAGCAUGUUAAUACAACUGAUAGUGCUGUCAGACUUGUCCAUGUCCCCACAGGACUUGUAGUAGAAUGCCAACAAGAACGAUCACAGAUAAAAAAUAAAGAAAUAGCUUUGCGUGUGUUGAGAGCUAGACUCUACCAGCAGAUUAUUGAAAAAGACAAGUGUCAACAACGAAGUGUGAGAAAACUGCAGGUGGGAACAAGAGCCCAGUCAGAGAGAAUUCGGACAUAUAAUUUCACCCAGGAUAGAGUCACUGACCACAGGAUAGCAUAUGAAGUUCGUAAUAUUAAGGUAAUAUCAGAAUUUUUAUGUGGGGAGAAGUGCCUGGAUCAGCUAAUUCAGAGAUUGCUUCAAUCAGCGGAUGAAGAAACCAUUAAUGAAUUUUUGGAUGAAAACCUUAAAUCAGCAAAAUAAAUACUGAUUUAUAAUUUAUUAUUAUAUAAAUGAAAUGGACCUAUGUCAAGAAGCAGACCGAGGUAGGGAAAUCUUUAUGAAAGUUGAUAAAGAGCAGCUAAAAAUACAUGGUACUCACAAAAAUAUUUUUUAAUGAAUCCAGUCACAUUUCUUGACCUAAGUUUAUUUAGGUUUCCUGUAAAGUACAAUCCAGCUCUUCAAGUAGAAACAAAGCAUGCAUUGUUGAAAAGAGAAAUAAAGUAUUGAGAAUUGACUAUGUGAUGUAGGACAGAUCACUUGUUCUCUUUAUACGCCUUUUUUUAACCAUCUAUAAAUUAAUUUAAACACAUUUCACGUCUGUUACUUCAGGACUUGGCCUGUGGUAAAAUUUAGUGAUAUAAAUUUAUAAACUUGUUUAUAAACUCCUAUUUAAAGACAAAGUACUAUUAAUCAUGUUAAAGUUAGGACCUAAACUGCUACUUUUAAAUAAAAAAGUAAAAGUUGUGAAGAAUAUGAGUUGAUAACAAUGAGCAUCUCUAGGAUACAGAUGGUAGAGCUCUUGGAGAGCUGAAUGAACUCUGUAGUGUACAAACUACAAGUCAAUAUUUAAAGCAGACUCUCUGCUUGGAUUCUAUUUCUUAUUGUUCUUUGACUUAACACACAUCAACAGAUGUGGUGUAAUAUGAGUAAUUCACUGAGGUCGGUUUUGUGCCGUGAUAUAUAAAACCUAGUCCUUAACCUUACAGAACUUCCAACUGAGCGGGGAGCCAAAAUGUAAGUCACCAACUCUAAUUCGGAGUGGCAUGCUGUAUUUAGUAAUUUUUCUCGGGAAGUUUCUUGAGUAAAAAUGAGAGCGGUUGUUAUUUUAGACAGUUCCUCAGAGAGGAACUGUAUGCCAGGAAAGACUAAUUAAAAUAGAGUUUUAAGACCAAUUGAAUUAUUUGGAGGUAAAGAUGAGAGA
Molecule: messenger RNA, 2759 nt
Organism: Balaenoptera musculus (blue whale)
Lineage: Eukaryota; Metazoa; Chordata; Mammalia; Artiodactyla; Balaenopteridae
Gene: MTRF1
Product: mitochondrial translation release factor 1
Exons: 13
Coding region: 470-1819 (449 amino acids)
Biological process (GO): translational termination
Molecular function (GO): translation release factor activity
Source: RefSeq, a predicted model, not a curated record